GCACACUGACUAACCCUACCCAAACUCCAUCGUCCAGAUCCAGAACGCGCAUCUGCCUCCUCAGUGCCUCACUGCCUCUUUCACACUCAGUCCAGGGCUCCUCUCUUCGAGCUCCUGGUCGUCCGUCCAGCCACCGCCUGCUACCGCCGCCGUCGGAACUUCGAACAGCCACCGCAUGCUCCCUCACUUCCCCUCCAUCGCGCCGCAGCCAUCGCAACCUUCCAUCGCGCAGCCACCGUGCGAAUGUGGAAGCCUCUGUCGCGCAGGUUCCUCACUUCUCCUCCUCCUCCUCCUCAUUCAGAUACAGGUAUACAGCGCCCCACCCCCAAAACACAAACCCUAGGUUACUCCCCCACUGCCGCAAGGGUCUCACUCAACGCCGCCGUUGCGCUCAGACACCAUCGUGUCUUCGUCCGGUCGUCUGCGGCUCCACGCUUCUUCCUCAUUCAACAAUUGUCCAUUCAACCAAAGCAAACAUUUCAUUUGUGAACCGCUAAAUCGGCUGGAUCGAACCGAAACCCAACCGGUUUCCAUGAAAUGGUGUCGUUUGGAGUUAAAAAAGAAAACAGAUUCCUUUCUGCCCAAUUGCACGGCGCCCCAGCCCCUUCUCCUCACACUGACUCGCACGUUCCUCCGGAAGUUCAGAGCUUUUUGGUUUUGCCCUCAAACAAACCCCAGCCAUCUAACCUCCACCACUGCCGCAGGGACUGGGACUGGGACACUGGGACCACCACCACCACCUCUGUUCACUCUCACGGUCUCACCAGUCACAGCUUCUUCCUCGAGCUCAGCGUCUGUCAUUGUCUUGUCUGCUCAGCUGCGGUUUCGCCGCCGUCCGUCGCGCUCAGGAGCUUCCUGUCAUCGUCUGGUCGUCGUGCUCCAAGUCUCCAACCCCUCUCCUCAUUCACCAAUCGCAGCUUCUGCAUCUGGUCUUCGUCUGCUCAGCCGCGCUUCUGCCGCCGUCCCUGUGCUUGUCGCCUGGUCGCCUUUGUCCGUUGCGCUCAACCGCUCUCCCUCGCACUCUGCCCAGACUGCUCAGAUCGAAGGCAUGCGCUUGGUGGCUUUGAUGGAAGCACAAUGGUGUUGACCAUUGAAGUGUUUGAUCCUCGUGCGAAGCAUGGAUAACCGGGGAACAAAUGAAUCAUCCUAGGGAAUAUUUUGCUGCUGCUGUUGUUAAAGAGUCUAUACAUGUAAUUGGGGGAGUCAAGGUUGGAGAGAACAUUAUAGAAACGGUACAUUUGUCUACUAACACUAGUCUUAAUUGUAAUUCAUUGGCACCUGUUCUAUGCUGUGCUAAUUGCACAAAAAUGGUUGGAAAAAUGUGUUUUUGUUCGGCUAUAGCUCUUUAGGAAGCACAACAAAAGGUUAUACAAAGAGGUAACUUUCUAAUGAUGUCAUAUAAAAGUUCUUCAUAAGCAUUUUAUUUAAUCAUGAAGGAAUAUUUGUUUAUCCUUGACUCUGGAUUGUCACCUGUAAAGAAAUGUUUCAACAUUCAUUUAUUGUUUUUUAUCAUAGUACAUAAAAUAUUCUUGACUUUGUUAUUGUUAUUGUUAUUUGACUUUUGAGUUUGUAUUUGAAUGAGAUUAUAACAUUGUGGUUGAUGUAAUACUUUUAAUUUGGAUGACAUUUUAAAGUUUAUAUUAGACUAUAAUUAUGUUUUAGUGUGUUUAUUUAUAUUUUAUUUAUUAUUUUUUGUAAAAUGGUUAUUCCAGUUAGGUUACGGUUAAACCAGUGAACCAGUAGCUAGAUCAGUUAGAUGACCGGUUUGGUUUUCAGAACCUUGCUAUUAUCCAUUUCUGUUUUCUAUCCAUUGGGCUAAACUCAAGUAUACUCAUUCCGUUGACUUCCAUUCAAUGAAAAGUUUCUCUCCAGAUGUUUUCCAGAAUGAUUUAGUUGGCACACUAAUGAUAGGCUUGGGGUGUUUGGUGUAAUAAAUUUUUGGCCAUGUUAGAGUGUGGUGGUAAUUGGUAAAUCCUACAUUCUUCCAUGUUACAAUUGUUUUGCUAUUAUUUCAGUACUCUAAAUAUAUUCCUCUGAAUAAUGCUAUUGAAUACCUUUUUAUACACUAUGCAUAUCUCUUUGUCCAUCAAGUGUUAGCUUUUAUCUCCUUUUUCUUCUCUUGGUCGAAUCUAAUCUCAUAUCAUCAAAAUUAGCCAGGAAUCUUAAUGUAGAAGUAAUCGCAAUUACUUUAGACUAUCUCUAUCUUUCCUUUUUAAUGCCCUUCCAAGCUUGUAUCGUUCUUGUUGGCAUU
Messenger RNA from Arachis ipaensis, 2251 nucleotides. Lineage: Eukaryota; Viridiplantae; Streptophyta; Magnoliopsida; Fabales; Fabaceae. The record is from RefSeq and is a predicted model, not a curated record.